Paramecium tetraurelia is the source of this 958-nucleotide messenger RNA. RefSeq lists its product as uncharacterized. NCBI's taxonomy places the organism in Eukaryota, Ciliophora, Oligohymenophorea, Peniculida, Parameciidae. Gene Ontology annotation, cellular component: membrane. The transcript has 4 exons. The record is from RefSeq and is a predicted model, not a curated record.
AUGCUUUCAACAUAAGUAUUUAAUUCUUUUGCUUAAAGAUAAAGCAAUGGAAUAAUCAAACUAUUGGCAUAUGGUGUGUUCUUCGGAGGUGCUUAUGGUUGUGCUUGGCAUUAAUGGAAAGGAGGAUAACAAAAAUAAUUAUAUGAGAAAGUUGAGAAUGAAAUUACAGAAUGGAAACCUGUUAGUAUAAAUGGACUGAACGCAAGCAGAUAUCCAUGGGUUUAAAAUAUAAGAAAUUGGGAGUAUAAAUUAGUGAAAUUGUAUGGAUAUUUCAGAGAUGAAAGAUUUUUUGUGAGAAGAGAAAGAGAAGGCAGAGAUGGAUUCCUUGUGUUUGCACCAUUCGUAACAGCAUUGCAAUUUAAUGAUACUGAACAGGAUCCAGAAUAAACGACCAAAUCAUAAGUGAUGGUAAAUUUAGGAUGGGUGCCCAAGGAUAACAUUAGUGAUAUCUAAAUGGGUUAGGAACCUAUUGGAACAACAACCUAUGAUAACGUGCCUCAUAAUGAGGAUGAUGAUUAAUUGACAGGUUUCAAUAGAAAUAUUGCCAAUAUGGAGGAAGAUUAUCAAAUGCCAUUUGUAGAAUUUGUAGGUAUGGUGAGAAAAGGAGAAGAGGAAGACAUAUUAAAAGGAAGAAGAAAUUGGCCAAGAGAAGGAGUCUAUAAUUACAUCGACUUAUGGUUCAUGUCUAGAUUAUACAGAUCAUUCAAUUUAACUGAUUCUUCAGCUGCAUACAUUGAAAGAUUAGUAUAGGAAUACGACGAAGAAUCAGCUAACUUAUAUCCUAUUCCUGCAACCAAAGACAACUUUGAUAAGCCUCUACCUACCCCCUAGACUCAUUAAGCAUAUUCAUUGUUUUUUGGAUUGUCAUCAAUAAUGUCCUUAGCACUAUUAGCUAUAAGGAGAUGAUUAGAUCUAUCAUAAAUGCAAUAAAAAUAAAAUAUUAAUCUAUCACGAUCAA